Molecule: messenger RNA, 546 nt
Organism: Fomitiporia mediterranea MF3/22
Lineage: Eukaryota; Fungi; Basidiomycota; Agaricomycetes; Hymenochaetales; Hymenochaetaceae
Exons: 1
Biological process (GO): translation
Cellular component (GO): mitochondrial large ribosomal subunit
Molecular function (GO): structural constituent of ribosome
Source: RefSeq, a predicted model, not a curated record
GCACCUCCAGAUUCGGAUACAUUACCGCAACUUACUAUUGUUCGAUCGAGUAUAUUCGGCGUAGCGCUGCGUAAUCAAGCACCACUCGACCAGAAGGCAACUUCGGAGAUUGCAAAGAUGGCCGGUGGAGAUGGUUUGGCCAUCCUUAGCUUGCCAAGUCUCGACCCACCAACACUGCAUGCCAUCUUACGCGCACUUGAGCGCUCCGUCCCAAAGAAGUCGGAAGGUGGAGCGCAGAAAGAUGCAAAGAAGAACGGAAAGGAGAGAGCGAAUGACGAUGAUGAGGGUCGUGUUCCAGGCCGUAGAGUGAAGCGCCAAAAGCCCAUGCUUGACCCUGAGCUCGCACUGGUCGGUGCACUCAUAGAAGGACGAGUAUUUGGGGUGGAGCAAGUUAAGGACGUAUCCAAACUUCCGACUUUGGAGACCCUUCGGCAACAGAUUAUUGGCCUAAUUUCGAGUCCCGCAGUGCAGUUGGCGAUGGUGCUCGGAGAAGCUAGCGGUGGGAAAUUAGCACGGACUUUGGAGGGUCUAAAGAAAGGCCUUGAA